GAGAACACUGUUUCUCUCUCUAAAAGUCACGUCGCCUCUCUCUUUCUCUCUCUAAAGCGCCAUUACUGAUUUCUCUGGAACUCCUUCUCCUUGUUCUUCUCCGGGAUUUGAAUUGGUGUUUCUUGGUUCAAAUUCAUCAUAUAAUCCACAAUGGUAGACAGUAAUAUUAGCAGGAUGGAUUCAAUGCAACACAGGCGAGGCGGUAUGGUGUCUCUCUCACCGUCUCAGACACCACGGUCGGGUGAUAAACUUGCCCGGGAAUCAAGAUCUUCUGACUCAAAUCUGACGAAUAGAACAGAUAAAGAGAAGGGUGUGAAUGUGCAGGUCAUUGUACGUUGCAGGCCAUUGAGUGAUGAUGAAGCCAGACUGCAUACUCCGGUUGUCAUUUCAUGCAAUGAGCAUCGGAGAGAAGUUUCCGCCACACAGAGCAUUGCUGGAAAGCAUAUCGAUAGAACUUUUGCUUUUGACAAGGUCUUUGGUCCGGCUUCCCAACAAAAGGACUUGUAUGAUCAAGCAGUCUGUCCAAUUGUGUUUGAAGUGUUAGAAGGUUACAACUGUACCAUUUUUGCAUAUGGUCAGACAGGAACUGGAAAGACGUAUACAAUGGAAGGAGGAGCAAGGAAGAAGAAUGGCGAGUUCCCUAGCGAUGCAGGUGUUAUUCCAAGAGCUGUUAAGCAGAUUUUCGACAUAUUGGAAGCUCAGAGAGCUGAAUACAGCAUGAAAGUUACUUUCCUUGAACUCUACAACGAAGAAAUCACAGAUCUUUUAGCACCAGAGGAGACAACAAGAUUCGUUGAUGACAAAUCAAAGAAAUCAAUAGCUCUCAUGGAAGAUGGGAAAGGAAGCGUCUUUGUCCGGGGCUUGGAAGAAGAGAUAGUCGGUACUGCAAAUGAAAUUUACAAAAUCUUGGAAAAGGGUUCUGCAAAGAGGCGUACAGCUGAAACCCUGCUGAACAAGCAAAGCAGUCGUUCCCACUCUAUAUUUUCGAUCACUAUUCACAUAAAGGAAAAUACACCAGAGGGAGAAGAGAUGAUCAAAUGUGGGAAGUUAAAUCUUGUAGAUCUUGCUGGUUCGGAGAAUAUUUCACGGUCUGGUGCAAGAGAGGGACGGGCAAGGGAAGCCGGAGAGAUCAACAAAAGUUUGCUGACUCUCGGUCGUGUGAUUAAUGCACUUGUUGAACACUCUGGUCAUAUUCCAUACAGAGAUAGCAAAUUGACACGAUUGCUGAGGGAUUCAUUGGGAGGAAAAACGAAAACGUGUGUAAUUGCUACGAUUUCAUCUUCCAUCCACUGUUUGGAAGAGACCCUCAGUACUCUGGAUUAUGCACACCGGGCCAAGAAUAUCAAGAACAAACCAGAGGUCAACCAGAAGAUGAUGAAAUCCGCUCUCAUGAAAGAUCUGUACACUCAGAUUGACCUCCUGAAGCAAGAGGUGUAUGCUGCUAGAGAGAAAAACGGAAUUUACAUACCGAAAGACCGAUAUCUUCAAGAGGAGGCUGAGAAAAAGGCAAUGGCGGAAAAAAUAGAAAGAUUAGAACUCGAAUCAGAAUCCAAAGACAAGCACCUCAUUGAGCUUCAGGAUCUUUACAAUUCUCAGAGGCUUUUAACUGCCAAGCUGAGUGAAAAGCUCGAGAAAACUGAGAAAAAACUCGAGGAAACUGAACACUCUCUGGUUGAUCUAGAAGAAAAAUACAGACAGGCUAAUGCAACCAUCAAAGAGAAGGAAUUCUUGAUAUGCAAUCUCCUAAAGUCAGAAGAAGCACUUGUAGAGCGUGCCUUUGAGCUCAGAACAGAGCUAGAAAAUGCAGCAUCAGAUGUUUCAGAUUUGUUUGCCAAAAUAGAAAGAAAGGAUAAGAUUGAGGAUGGAAACAGAUUGCUAAUCCAUAAGUUCCAGUCACAACUUACACAGCAGCUUGAGCUACUGCACAAAACCCUAGCAGCUUCUGUGACACAACAAGAACUGCAACUGAAACACAUGGAGAAAGACAUGGAGUCCUUUGUGUCUACAAAAGCAGAGGCCACUGAAGAACUCUGUGGAAGGCUAUCGAAACUGAAGACGACAUAUGGCUCCGGUAUCAAAGCUCUUGAUGAUAUUGCUGUGAAGCUAGAUGGAAAUUCUCAGUCAACAUUGUCUUGCCUGAAUUCAGAAGUUUCAAAACAUUCACAUGAGCUUGAAGAUCUCUUCAAGGGAUUUGCUACAGAGGCUGACACCUUACUACAAGAUCUUCAAAGUAGCCUUAACAAUCAAGAAGAGAAGCUAACUGCAUUUGCUCGGCAACAAAGACAGGCGCAUUUGCGUGCCGUGGAAACUGCAAGGUCAGUUUCCAAAUCGACGGUGGACUUCUUUAGGGUUUUAGACACUCAUGCAUCGAAACUGACCCAUAUAGUAGAAGAAGCUCAGACUGUUAAUGAUGCAAAACUUAGUGAAUUUGAAAAGAAGUUCGAGGAAUGUGCUGCGAAUGAAGAAAGGGAAUUGCUUCAAAAAGUGGCGGAACUUCUUUCAAAUUCUAAUGCUAGGAAGAAAAGCCUUGUCCAAAUGGCUGUAAACGAUCUCCGGGAGAGUGCUUCCUCCAGAACGGUCAAACUACAACACGAGAUGUCGACAAUGGAGGAUUCAACAUCUUCCAUUAAAGCAGAAUGGAGUCUUCAUAUGGAGAAAACUGAAUCAACAUACCUCGAAGAUACAUCUGCAGUUGAGGGCGGGAAGAAAGCCAUGGAAGAUGUUCUCAUAAACUGUCUGGAGAAGGCCAAAAUGAGUGCACAUCAAUGGAGGAAUGCCCAAGAAUCAUUACUCAGUCUAGAAGGAAACAACGUUGCUUCUGUAGACUCCAUUGUCAGAGGAGGAAUGGAUGCCAACGAAAACCUGCGAGCUCAGUUUUCGUCUGCUGUAUCAUCUUCUCUGGAUGAGGUUGAUGCUGCAAAUGGCAAUCUCCUCGCUUCCAUUGACCAUUCAUUACAACUUGAUAACGAUGCAUGCGCAAAUGUCAAUUCCAUGAUUGUCCCAUGCUGCAAGGAUUUGAGAGAACUGAAAGGUGGGCACCAUAACAAGAUCGUAGAGAUCACAGAUAACGCCGGGAAAUGUCUUCUCGAUGAAUAUGUGGUGGAUGAAUCGUCGAGUUCAACGCCGAGGAAGAGAUCGUUCAACAUACCGAGCAUCGGGUCCAUUGAAGAACUCAGAACUCCGGCAUUCGAGGAGCUGCUGAGGGAAUUCUGGGAGGCGAGAUCAUCGAAGCAAGGGAAUGGAGACGUGAAGCAACACCUGAUCCGUGCUUAUGAGGCUGCUCAGUUGUUGUCUGACUCCAGAUUUCCCCUCUCUGCCGUUAACUGAAACGGGCAGAUGACAGAAAAAUUAUGGUAGCAACGAUCUGUGUACAGAAAUGCGUACUUUAGCUGCUGCGAUCUGGGUUUUUUAAACUUUGUUUUUUUUGUUUUGUUUUGGGUUUGGUUUUGAGAGCAUUACACACGCAUAUAUAUACAUAAACAGACACAUAUAUUUGUUCUUUCGUUGUAGGGUUCUGAGUUAGAACCCUAGAAUCUGAAAUCUUCUGUUCAACCA
Messenger RNA from Tarenaya hassleriana, 3555 nucleotides. RefSeq names its product kinesin-like protein KIN-5D. NCBI's taxonomy places the organism in Eukaryota, Viridiplantae, Streptophyta, Magnoliopsida, Brassicales, Cleomaceae. Gene Ontology annotation, biological process: microtubule-based movement. The transcript is spliced from 24 exons. The record is from RefSeq and is a predicted model, not a curated record. The coding region runs from base 151 to 3327 and encodes 1058 amino acids. Gene Ontology annotation, molecular function: plus-end-directed microtubule motor activity; ATP binding; microtubule binding.